UAUAUUCCAACGAAAAUACCUGAGUGUUCCGAUUGUCUACGGAAGGUAUAUUGGGAUAGCGCUCUGGUAUAUAAAGUCACUAGCCAAAUUGUGUAUCUUGCGUACGUUAUCUGGGUUUAUCGGACAUAGAGUGAGGACUUGGAUAUAAUAUGAGCAAGAUGACCAACAUGAUGAACGGAACAGAAGAAAAACCCGAAAAGACUAAGAAGAAGUUCUCAAAGAAGACACUGAGACAAAGUGAUGGGUUCCUCACUCAACAAACGGGUACUAAUCUGUAUGCCACACAGAAAGGCAUGCGGAUUGGCGGCGUUCGUCACGGCGCAGAUAUUCGUGCAGAUGACCUUGACCCAACUGGAAAUGCGGAACUUACACAAUCGGCAGCAACUAAUAAAUUUGCCAACCAGUCUGGUAUGCGAAUUGGGUCAGUACGACAUGCUGCAGAUAUUCGUUCCGACGACAUUGUACCUGAAGGUAUGCAGGAGCUAAGCCAGGCGGCGGCCACGAAUAAAUACGCCACGCAGGCCGGUAUGAGUUUCGGGUCCGUAAGGCACGCAGCGGACAUCAGAGCUGACGAUAUAUGCCAGGAAGGAAACGCCAUGAUUAUACCACAGAUGGGUUCAAACCAGUUUGCUUCCCAGAAAGGAAUGACAGGAUUCGGGUCCGUACGUCAUGCUAAGGACAUACAAUGUGAUGAAAUAUGUAUGGAAAGCAAUGCGACGAUUGGGUCUCAGCUUGGCUCAAACCAGUUCGCUUCCCAGAAAGGCAUGACGGGUUUCGGGGCAGUGCGCCACGCAAAAGACAUUAACGUUGAAGAAGCGUGCCUAGAAGGGAACGCAACCAUUGGUCUUCAGUCUGGUUCGAACCAGUUUGCCAGUCAAAAGGGUAUGCGUGGUAUGGGGGCAUUAAGAAUGGUGUCUGACAUCCGCUGUGAUGAUCAAGAUGAACAAGGAAAAACUGUCCUAACACAGUCAAGUGCAACACAUAUUUAUGCCUCACAGAAAGGUAUGACAGGAUUUGGAGCUACCCGCCAUGGUGCUGAUGUACGCUGCGAAGAUCUUGAUGACAGAGGCAAGGGCCAACUCUCUCAGCAAGCGGAAACCAAUAUAUAUGCCUCACAGAAGGGAAUGACAGGAUUUGGCUCUACCCGUCAUGGGGCUGAUAUGCACUGCGAAGACCUUGAUGACAGAGGCAAGGGCCAACUCUCUCAGCAAGCGGAAACAAAUAUAUAUGCCUCCCAGAAGGGAAUGACGGCAAUAGGCGCACUGAGGCAUUGCUCAGAUAUCCGAGCAGAUGAUGCUUCGUUGGAGGGCCUGGCCGUGCUUACUCUUCAAACAGGAACGAAUAAGUUCGCAUCACAGAAGGGCAUGACUGCUAUUGGUGCUGUACGAGGUAUCGCUGACAGACGGAUUAAGCCAUUAUGGGACGAAGGUGAUUCAGAUGAAUACCCGACAGACGAGGAGGACGAACCAAAGCCAGAGCCAGUUAGAAAGCGAUCUUCGUUCAUGACUCGUCCUGAAACACUUCCCAAAGCUGAACCUGAAUCAAAACCUAUACCGGAAGUGGAAGAGGAGAAACAGGAAGAGAACGAUGAAGACGCGACUUUUACGUUUAGUACUGAUUAAGGAAGAUAAACAGUUUUAAAACCAGAUUAUGGGUAACUUAAACCAUAAAAAAACAAGCAAGACCUUUUAGAAAAAUAAUGAAAAUUUUAAACAUAAACUUUAGCGGACAAUGUAUAUCAUGUCAUAUUUACACGUUUCAGAUGGAAGUUUGACUUUUGUUGAUUCGGUUAAUCGAACAAAUUCGGCUCCUACUAAUGUAUAAACUCUAAGUUGGUUAUUCGAAGAGGCAACGAUUUAUUUUCGUUUCAUUUCGUUUCAUUCACUUUUUUGUUAAAAUUCAUCCCAUUUAAAAUGGGAAAGGCAUACGGGACAAAUGGUGCAAUAACUCAUUUUAAUGUUUAGAAUUAAAACAGUCAUUUAAUGUUCAUUAUGUUGAAACCUCAUUUUUAAAGAUAGAUGCAUUCAUGAUAUCAUUUAUUCAUCUUUUCACUUUCCUUAUCAAGGCAUUCCUGACCGCACCUUUAAUUGGUUUUGUUCCGGAAUGUUGACAGUCUUUAAUCCAUCCCUUAUCCCAAACCCUCUACUCCUAUUGCUUGUCAUUCGAUAAAGUAUCUUUUUACAUGCAAAUUGUAGUAAGAUUGUACAUUUUGUUGUCAUUAUGUCGUUUGUUGUGAUAAAGAGAGCACGUGACUCGAAAUUUUAUUUUAAAUGUCUUUGGAUCCAUCGGCUAUUUAUUUUUUCUGUAUAUGAAUUGUAAAUAAAGUGCACUUUAUUGACAAAA
This is a messenger RNA of Mercenaria mercenaria, 2343 nucleotides long. Its product is annotated as calponin homolog OV9M-like. The coding region runs from base 150 to 1622 and encodes 490 amino acids. NCBI's taxonomy places the organism in Eukaryota, Metazoa, Mollusca, Bivalvia, Venerida, Veneridae. The record is from RefSeq and is a predicted model, not a curated record. The transcript has 2 exons.